GGCUGUGGAGCAGCGGAGGGGGGAUGCGGAGCUGAGACAGGUGUUGCUGGGGUUUGCGCAUCGGCGGCCAGAUCGUUUGGCAGCAUGCGACCUGCGAGGACACCCACGCUCCCGCGCAGUACUUUCACAUGUUUCCCGCGAUUUCGCUUUUGGAGAAUUUAAGUGACGCUGGGAUCCGACUGAUCGUCGCAAUGGUGCACCACUCGGGCUCCAUCCAGUCCUUCAAGCAGCAGAAAGGCAUGCACACCAGCAUCAGCGAGAUCUUGAAGGAGAAGACCCUGAAGCCGUCUCGCCGCAGCCUGCCGUGCCUGGCCCAGAGUCAGACUCACCCCAUCAACCUCAGCCACUUCCUGUCGGUGCCUCUGAGUCCAGAAUCCAAACCAGAAGUCCAGGGUUUGAGUCAGAGCAUCAGCACCUCCUGCAGCCUCCUUCCUCCAGCAGAGGACGGCAAGGAUCAAUACACUGAAGAAUCUGAGGCGACAACGUGUGAAACCAGAGUGGACGAGUCACUCUUGCAGCAGAAGCCGGUGACUCGUGCCAAACUUGAAGCUCGCACCGAUUCAAUCCAGGGAAAGACUCCAGCAGACACCAGCGGGCUAUAUUUCCGAGAUGGGAAGAAGAGAAUCGACUACAUCCUGGUGUACAAGAAAUCCAGUCCACAGGUGGAGAAGAGGUGCACGUUUGAGAAGAACCUGCGGGCGGAAGGCCUCAUGCUUGAGAAGGAGCCCUCGCUGACCAACAACGACAUCAUGUUUGUGAAGAUCCACGCUCCCUGGGACACGCUCUGCAAAUACGCUGAGCAGAUGAACAUCAGGAUGCCUUUCAGGAAAAAAUGCUACUUCACUGACUGGAAGAGUAAAACGUUGGGCAGCAGAUUUCACCUCAAAUGCCGUCAGAUAAAGAGCUGGCUUCCCCGAAAUCCCAUGAAGCUGGACAAGGAGGCGCUGCCGGACCUAGAGGAGACCGACUGCUACACCGCCCCCUUCAGCAGAGCCCGCAUGCAUCACUUCACGAUCAACAACAGAGAGACCUUCUUCUCCAACUCCACCAGGAGCAGAAUCGUCCACCACGUGCUGCAGCGCACCAAGUAUGAGGACGGAAAGUCAAAGAUGGGUAUUAACCGGUUACUGGGCAACAACACAUAUGAAGCCGCGUUUCCACCCCAUGAGGGAGGAUACAAGAGCAGACAUCCCAUAAAGACGCACGGGGCCCAGAACCACAGACACCUGCUGUACGAACGCUGGGCUCGCUGGGGAAUCUGGUACAAAUAUCAGCCGCUGGACCUCAUCAGGCGAUAUUUCGGAGAGAAAAUUGGCCUUUACUUCGCCUGGCUGGGCUGGUACACCGGGAUGUUGAUCCCCGCUGCUUUGGUCGGGGUCUUCGUCUUCCUCUACGGUCUCUUCACUAUGGACUCCAGCCAAGUCAGUAGAGAGAUUUGUGAAGCCAACACAACCAUCAUGUGUCCCAUGUGUGAGGAAACCUGCGACCCCUGGAAUCUGAGCGACAGUUGUGUCUAUGCAAAGGUGACCCAUCUGUUUGACAACGGAGGCACUGUCUUCUUUGCUAUCUUCAUGGCCAUAUGGGCCACUGUUUUCCUGGAGUUCUGGAAGAGGAGGAGAGCGGAACUGACUUAUGACUGGGAUCUCAUUGAUUGGGAGGAGGAGGAAGAGGAGCUGAGGCCUCAGUUUGAGGCAAAGUACUCCAGGGUGGAGCGAGUCAACCCCAUAUCAGGCAAGCCGGAGCCCUUCCAGCCGUUUUCGGACAAACUCAGUCGCCUCAUGGUGUCUGUGUCUGGGAUAUUCUUCAUGAUUUCCCUGGUGCUGACUGCCGUGUUUGCUGUGGUGGUUUUCCGUCUCAUCGCCAUGGAGAAGUUUGCGUCUUUCAACUGGCAUUUUGUGAAAAAGAACUGGCAGUUUGCCACGUCCGGCACCGGCGUCUGCAUCAACUUCAUGAUCAUCAUGUCUCUCAACGUGGUGUAUGAGAAGGUGUCGUACCUGUUGACCAAUCUAGAGCACCCACGGACAGAGUCUGAGUGGGAGAACAGCUUUGCUCUGAAAAUGUUCCUGUUCCAGUUUGUGAAUCUGAACAGUUCGACGUUCUACAUCGCCUUCUUCCUUGGAAGGUUCGCAGGGAGGCCGGGGAAAUACAAUAAACUCUUCAACCGAUGGAGACUGGAAGAGUGUCACCCGAGCGGCUGUCUGAUAGAUCUGUGCCUACAAAUGGGCGUCAUCAUGUUCUUCAAGCAGAUCUGGAACAACUUCAUGGAGCUUGGUUAUCCUCUGCUACAGAACUGGUGGUCCCGCCGGAAGAUAAAGAAAGGGGGAGCGGGAGGUCAGAACGUGGAGAAUAAAUCCCAGCUUCCGCAGUGGGACAAAGACUGGAACCUGCAGCCGAUGAAUGCACACGGACUGGUGGACGAGUAUCUGGAAAUGGUCCUGCAGUUUGGCUUCACAACCAUCUUUGUAGCGGCGUUCCCUCUGGCCCCUCUCCUCGCCUUGCUCAACAACAUCAUCGAGAUUCGACUGGACGCCUACAAGUUUGUCACACAGUGGAGGAGGCCGAUGCCUGCGCGAGCCACUGACAUAGGUAUCUGGCACGGCAUAUUGGAAGGUAUCGGUGUGUUGGCCGUGAUCACCAACGCCUUUGUCAUCGCCAUCACCUCGGACUACAUCCCUCGCUUCGUCUACGCCUUCAAAUACGGCCCCUGUGCCGACACUGGACAUCACCACGAGGACGAGUGUCUGCGGGGAUACAUGAACAGCAGCCUGUCGGUGUUCGACAUGGGCGUGCUGCACAACCUCACUCAGUCCAGAUACUGCAGAUACAGAGACUACAGAGCGCCGCCCUGGAGUUCGGUGCCAUACGAGUUCACUCUGCAGUUCUGGCACGUGUUGGCUGCCAGACUGGCCUUCAUUAUCGUCUUUGAGCAUCUUGUGUUUGGGAUCAAGUCCUUCAUCGCGUACCUGAUUCCCGACAUGCCCAAGGAUCUCUGCGACCGCAUGCGCAGGGAAAAGUACUUGAUGCAGGAGAUGAUGUACGAAGCAGAGCUGGAGCAUCUGCAGAAGGAGAGAAAGAAGAACGGACGGCGUUAUCACCACGAGUGGCCUUAGCUUCACCCACCCAUCUCCUCCACCUGGCGCGGCCUCUCUGCCUGCUUUUCUCUGUGUUUUAGCUUUGAAAGUUCACUGGCUGAUUCUGUACACCAAAGACACCGAGAUCCUCCCACCACCCCCCGAAAAAAAAAAAAAACAACCUGCUUUAAGCUGCAAGCCUGACCACUCCCUCGCCAUCUGUCUCAUGGCUCUGACUCUUCACCACCCAGCAGGUCGCUCGCUCUCCUCUCAUCACGGCUUCUCUGGAAUCCUACCUGUGCAAUUGUAACGUUUACUAUGCAGAUCAAGGGCUGCAGCUCUCCACUGUUCACUCGCCCAUCGUGCACUCUUUCUCUCUGUGGCAGCUUUGACUCUCGGCAUGUUUUCCCCCGACUUCCUCUCAGAGCUGAGUGUCUUGUUGUAAAAGUGAAUCUGGUGAUGUGCCGACCUAACAAUGUCCAUGGUGAUGGAAGCAUGUGGAUUGUUGACAUCAGCAGCCUUUUUCUAUUCAGCAAAGGAAAAACAAACUGCUCAUUCGGAGGAUUGUUCUCUUUUAGCGACGUUUUAAAACUGCAUGUUGUUUUUUCGAUGGGAAAAUCUGUCGCCUGUUCGGGGUGUGUGUGUGUCUGUGGGACGUGUCUGUCGAUCUGUCUGUGCUUCAGCUGAGCUUGACUGCCUUGUGUUGCUGAGAGGUGAACUUCUUGAUUGUGCCUACAGUUGCGCGCCACAACCGUGUCACCGACCUCACGUGUGCCUGCUCGUGCUGCACGUGUUUUGUUUAAGUGCAAGAAUAUCAUUCUUCUUCAGCCGUACCUCCUGAACUCUAAAGAUUUGUUUUGGACGCCGCGCCACGUCGCCUCGGAACACGGCUCGCAUUAUAAACAAUGUGUAUGUCUGCACACCAGCCCCAAAUCUGCUCUUCCGUGAGUCGGCUGGCUGCCUGUUUUUCAUUUUCUGGCGGAAGCCCUGAAGCGUGGUUGUAACUUGGAGCGCUCUGACAUACCUGUGGCCUGCAGUUCACAAAGAACAUCCACUGUUCUGCUCAGAGAACUUCAGAGACCAGCGGAGUCGAUCCCAUCAUGUUUGCGUUUACACUCAAAAAACAUGGAUGUUGAGUGGUCGUCCUGCUGCUGUAGAUCCAAACAACACGUUGUGACGACUCGGGGAAAACAGCGUGAACGACACAUCCAUCUGUGAGGCACAGUUUGACUCAUUUCCUGUUCCAUUCAUGCAGCGCUGGAGAGUUAUGAUGUUUGUGGCGAGUCUUAUUAAUGAGCUACUCUCAUGCGCUUUCCAUGUUUUCACUUGACCCAGAUCAUGUUGCGUUGAUCCAGAUUCGAACCCCAUUUCAAUGUCUUAUUUUCGCCACCAUUCCGAGGACGUUAAGGCACUUGCCUUGGAGAUUAUUAUGACCACCAAUAUCUCCACUCUAUUCUUGUGUAGAUUUGAACGGGGUCCCACAUGAAGCACUCAACUUUUCCUUAGCCGACGUUGGCCCUGAUUCGGUUUGCAGUAUUGAGAGAACGGAUCUGUCAGCACAGCUGCGAUGUGAAGUUUCAUUUUUAAUGACCUUCAUUAUAGCUAAUUCAUUUCCUUUUCUGGUGAUGUGGAAAUGAACUUUAUUUUACCAAUGUUUACGAAUAAGAAAUUCCCAAAAGCAUAAUUCAUAUUUUAAUAAAUCUAUGAAAUAGAUAUAAAAAAA
Messenger RNA from Synchiropus splendidus (mandarinfish), 4794 nucleotides. It is a transcript of the gene ano3, whose product is annotated as anoctamin 3. The transcript is spliced from 25 exons. Gene Ontology annotation, molecular function: chloride channel activity; protein dimerization activity. The coding region runs from base 129 to 3110 and encodes 993 amino acids. The record is from RefSeq and is a predicted model, not a curated record. Gene Ontology annotation, biological process: chloride transmembrane transport. Gene Ontology annotation, cellular component: plasma membrane. Lineage: Eukaryota; Metazoa; Chordata; Actinopteri; Syngnathiformes; Callionymidae.